This is a messenger RNA of Trichomonas vaginalis G3, 1623 nucleotides long. Its product is annotated as regulation of ARF protein signal transduction. The transcript has a single exon. The record is from RefSeq and is a predicted model, not a curated record. Gene Ontology annotation, biological process: regulation of ARF protein signal transduction. NCBI's taxonomy places the organism in Eukaryota, Parabasalia, Trichomonadida, Trichomonadidae. Bases 1 to 1623 code for a protein of 540 amino acids. Gene Ontology annotation, molecular function: guanyl-nucleotide exchange factor activity.
AUGACUUCGAAAGACAAUCCUGUUGACCAAGACCUAGCUGAGGAGGAUGGCCUCAUUGAGGCCGUCUACAGAUUCAACGUUAACCCGAAAAAAAACAUUGGAUAUUUGUGCGAAUACAAAGGACUUGAAUGCAAUCCAAAGAACAUUGCUCAUUUAAUGCAUACAGUACCUGGAUUACUCGGAGACCAGAUCGGUGAUUAUCUUGCCAGGGCUGGAAACGAAGAACUACUCAGAGCAUAUUUCAAUGAAUUAGAUCUAAAAAAGCCUUUCCUAGACGCCCUUCGAGUUAGCUUAAACGGAUCCAUGUUCUUACCAGGCGAGUCCCAAAUGAUUGAAAGAGUCGUAGAACAAUUCUCAAGAUGUUAUAUGGAACAGAACCCAGGAAUUUUCCCUAAUGAAGACGCUCCCAUUGUCAUUUCAUUUGCUUUAAUUAUGCUUAAUAGCGAUUUACACAAUCCGAACGUGAAGAGCCGUAUGACGGGCCCACAAUUCGUUUCUAACCUCCGUGGCGCACUCCCAACAGGUAUAUACACUGAUGACCAGCUUAUGCAGAUGUAUAAUAACUUACACGCCAAUCCAUUCCACUUCCAGGAAAAGUCCAACGAAUUUCUCGCUUUGUCAGCUCCUAAAAUGCGUGGAGAACUUGAAAAGAAGUCCGACAAGUUCUUCUCGUUCUGGUCAAAACACUAUUUCGUUUUGGCAAACUCAUGUUUAUACUAUUUCAAAGAUAACUCAGUUAUUUCCAAAGAUAAGCCACUCGGUAUGAUUCAACUCGUCGGUGUAGACAUUGCCGAGCACAACGGAACAAUUAUUUUGACAGGAGAAGCAGGAAGUAAACUACAAUACGUAAAAUUCAAGAAAAACAGACCGCGGAAGAUCGACGAUACACAAAGAAUGUAUUUCAGAGCACCCAAUGCUGAAAUGCAUACCAAAUGGUUACGUCAUAUCCAGCAUUCCCGUAUUAUUGGUGGAUUUACAGGCGCACAGCUUAUGCCUCCAUCAGAUCUUGCCAUGGAACCACAAGAGCCAGCGCCAAAGACCCUCGAUCUGCCAAAACCAGCCCAACUUAAGCCAAUUGGCCCAUCCGCGAAGAAUAUUCCAACUCCAAAGCGUAGCGACUCAGAAUAUUCAUCAUCUACAUCGAAGGCAUCAUCAGAGAGAAUCCACAUCAAGAAGAAAAACCUUCUCCAGGAUAUUAUGAACGAAGAAAAGCGCGAACAAGAGAAUCAAGCCAAACAUGAGGAAGAAGAAAAGCCAGAACCAGCACCAGCAGAACAGGCACCUCCUGUUCAACUCUUGGUCCCUCCAGAAGAGCAAAAACCAGAUAAUACCAAAAAUGAUCAAGAUGCGGAAGAAACAAAACCAGCAGACGUUAAAGGAUCAUCAUCUUCAUCAUCUUACACAUAUUCUACAAGCAGUAAGAAAGAAGAGAAAAAGCCAGAACCAAUUCCAGAAGAAAAACCAAAACAGGAACAACCAGAGGAACAACAGAUCAAAAUACCUCAUAAAGAUGAGGUAAAAACUACGAAAUCUCCAAAGAAAGAGAGAAAGAGCCACAAUAAGAAAAAUGAUGAGUCCAGUGAGUCUUAUUCUUACUCCUACUAUACUUACUCUUUCAACUAA